UUUAGACUAACCGUGAUAUAUAAAGAUGGAAAAUAUAUUCCUUGGAAUAAUUCUUCUCAGCGCUCACGUUCUUACAAUUUCAAGGGCACAGAGCAAUUGUGUAGAAGGAGAUCCACAACCGGGUAAGUUCAUAUACAAAGUGAAGAGAACACCAAAGCACAGGAAACAAACCUUGACCUCUAUAAUAAUAUUUAUUUCCUUGACGUCAUAAGUCAGUUGUGGUUAUAAUUUUCAGUUGUGGUAUUCAGAUCUUCAAAGAGCUCAAACUAAAGAUUGACAGCUACAGUCUGCACGUAUACCACAGUCUUGCUUUCAUGCCAUGUUUGCUUCUAAUUAACCGAUUUUCAAUUUGCCACCGUCAAAAACGACCGGAGUCAACAAAUACGUAUUAUAACGCCACUUGCAACGUGAAAGCAUAUGCAAAAUAUAGCUGGUUGUAAAAUAUUGGUUUGGAAUAAAAAGUUCAUUGUUCUCAAACACGCUUGUUGGAAAAGCAGCGAAUGUAUACAUGGAACUUAACCUAAAGUCAACAAUUUUUCUCAAAUAUGCACUGCAACUAUGUGGGGGAGAAAAUUGCGAUUCACAAACUGAAUUAUCCAACUUGCAAACGAAAUUAUCUGAUACAGAAAAAGGAAAUGUUUGCCAUCACGUGAAACAUAGAUUUAAAGAAGCGUUUAUAUUGUAUUGGGCAGAGCAGUUUCAACCUGUCAAAAAUACUGGCAAGCUAAGAACUUUUAGAAAAAUAAAAAAACACUUUGAAUGUGAAAAAUACUUAAACGAAAUUAGUAAUUUCAAAUAUCGUCAAGCUGUUACAAAGUUAAGAAUAUCAGCACAUAAGCUAACUGUUGAAACUGGUAGAUACAACAAUGUACCAUACAAUGAUAGACUAUGCAGACUUUGUGAGUUAAAUGAAGUAGGAGAUGAACAUCACUUUUUAAUGUCUUGUACAAACAUGAAGUUCAUCGACCUCAGGACAAAAUUCAUUGAUAAUUUAUAUAAAAUAAAUAGGUUUUUCAACUUAUUUACUUCGGAAAACCUAUUUAUAUAUAUUAUGGCUAUGAAGGAUAAGUCAAUAAUGAAGUUAGUAGGCAAAUAUUGUUUCGACGUUUUGGCUGCUUUUGAUAGCCUGGUCUAAUUACUCACGUGUGCGUGUUUAUGCAUGUAUAUACAUUUAUCAACUUUUUUCAUAUAUAUUAAUAUCUAUGUUAUUGUUGUAGACCGUAACGACUUAUUUAGUUAUUUACCCAUGUAUUCUAUGUCCCAAUAUUGGGACUUUGUUUGAAUAAAUUAUUAUUAUUAUUAUUAUUAUUAUUAUUAUUAUGCACGAGUAAUUUUGAUUUCCGCUUCAUAUUUUUGGGUGGGUGCUGCUGAGCAGGCUAGGCAUGUAAAGAUAAUGGCAAAACAUGUUUACAAUUUAUAUAUAAGUAUACUGAAAAUUGUUCUUCACUUCCAGGCCAACCUGAACCAGAUGUAAACAUAACUGUAUCAUUGACAACUAUACCUUCGUUGGGUAAUCUUUCUAUCUCAUGCAAUGCAAUCAACGUCAGCACCCCUCUGCUACCAGUGAAGAUCACUAUCCGUGUCGGCCCAUUCGAAGUUGCGACAUGUGAUCCUCCACUAAUCUUUCCAGUUUUCGAAUGUUCUUUUGAUCUUCAAACCUACUUCCCUCUUUUAUCGCGGACAGUUAGUUGUACUGCAGAGGAUGCGGAGGGGCGAUGCCGUUUCAAGACUGCUACUAUUACGCUCUUAGAAGGUUUGUUAAUUAGUUCAUAUAAUUAUACAUGAACGUGUUUGUUUUAUAUCUGAUACAAAAUAUCUGAUACGAGCACGAACUCGAGACUUUAGAUUCAAUUUCCCAACCAAAUAUCAUUCAUUUAUUUCAAAUUGUUGAAGAAUACGAAUGUUUACUGCGUUUGUGAUGUUGUCUCUGAGUGUGCCCACACUGGGAUAAGCGAAAACGUUUGCUUAUUAAAUCGCGGUGGGAAUCAAACUCGUGACCUUUAGUUCGAUCAUAGUUAUCAACUAUGGUUCGAUUAACACUGCGGUCAAGGAACUUUUCGGCUUGUCCGGUGCGGACACAUUCAGAGACAAGUGACAACAUCACAAACAUAUUCCUCACCUGAGUGCAUAACACCUGCUGAAAAAAAGAAUUCAGAAACGAAUCUGUUCUCAUCAAGACGCUUCACAGUUCACAAGGAUUUACAAGUUACAACAUUCGCGCUCCUUAUGUUGUAACUAAUAAUACGUGGAAAGAAUAUAAAUAUAUAUAAGUCGGAAAUUAACAAAAAAACAGUCACAAAGGAAAGCGAAUGGCAUGAAUAGAAUCAAUGCAACAAUAUGUAAAUAAAAGUUAGAGACCUAUAUGACGUCUUCCUGAAGAACUCUGUUUAUAUUAUUUAUUCUAGUAUAUGUUCUAUUUUUUGGAAGCUUUUAGUUUUUCUUCAGUAUACAGUAUUUUAAAAUUUGCUUCCUCCGACCGGAGCCAGUGCCAUAAUGUUUCGGUAGCGCUUCUAUAUUUCGAAUUCAUAAAUUCCAGAGCGUGACGUCAUAAUUUUUUUCGUAUCAAUAUUAUGACGUCAUUUCGUUUAAAAUUUUGUUAAAACUCCAUAUCUUGUGUCCUGUUGAGUUGAUAAGACGUCUUCACGAUUGGAAAAUCAGAAAUUGUGAAUUAUUUCAAAUAAAUAAUAAUCAGUAUUAAGUGAUCAUAACAUUUUAUAAUUCACUUUUCACUGGCUACAUUUUUGUUCGUCCACAAACAAUUCGGAUAUGGACCACCUUCGCAUGACUUAUUUCUCAUGAUUUACGGUGUUUACUAAUAUUGUGAAUAGUGUAACGAGCUAUUUUAUUGUGCUAUUCUACCGUGCGCAGUUUACUGAUAUGAAUGUUUGCUUAAUUAAUAUAUUUCUAGAUCUACUAACAUCAACACCAGUAACAGCAGCGCCUACAACAGCAGGUAACUACUUGGAGAUUAAUAAAAAAAUUAACUCUCAGUCAGUCGUGAAGGACUGUUACAAUUCGAGUCUAGACUAGGGGGCUUGACUAUAGGGUGUUUGACUAAACAACUGAAAACUUACAUGGUGAAAUAUAUAAUAUGGUCGACGAGUUUUUGACGAACUGGGAAAUAUCGUAUAUUGUGGUGUUUGACUAAAUUAACAGUGAAAACUUAAAUGAAAUAUAUAUGGUCGACGAGUUUUUGACGAACUGGGAAAUAUCGUAUAUUGUAAGGAUAAAAAACCUUACUGUGAGAGCCCAUCUUGAGUGUUCUGUAACUUUUCACGAGCUUUUCGCUGCUCGCCUACAGACAAUUGAAAUACCCCCUCGUUAAGAUGUUAUGAUUAAGAGGGUCCUCAAUAGGUGUCUGGAUUCCCAUUUUCCAGGGCAGAUUUUUUUCAAAAUCCCGUUUCCUAGCCAGUUUUUGACCAAAUUGAAAACUUUUUUUCUCAAAUCUUUCAACUGAAUAUGCAUGGUAGACACGUUUUUGUUCAGAAAUAUUUUAUUGUAGGGUUAGUAAAAACUUUCCAACUGUAGUGAUCCACCUUAAUUAUAAGUGAAUUUGUAACUUUUCACUGGCUAAAUUUUUGCUAUAAACUUAUUUUCUUUCCACCAGAAUGAUAAAGAGCCUUCUCGCAUGACUAAUAGCAUGAUGUACGUUGUUACUCGUUGCAAUAGUAUAAAUGCAGCAGUAUGAAAUGAUGGAAGGCGUAAAGUUAACGAGCUAUUUUAUUGUGGCAGUGUACUAACUAUUUGCUUAAUAUCAUUUCUAGCACCACCAGUACCAAGCACAGAUGCGACAACACCACCUAUGCCACCAACACCAACAGGUAUGAGUACCUUUAGUGAAGAUUAAAUGGUUAUAAAAUAAAUUAACUCUUCAGCAAAUCUUUCUGAUCGCGUAUACAAUAUAGAAGUCCUGAGGUAUACUGUUACAAUUAUGGGGAUCCCGAAAAGGGUCCGGCUAGAUCCCAUUCCCUAUAGCCAACUUCUAUUCUAAAUUGUAAACUUGAAAGAUAUCUUCUCAUUCUAUAUUUCCUGAUAACAAUCGCUCCGAAUAUAUGUAUAAUUCCUAACUUGUUUGCGUCGCAAUGUCUGUUAGCUAUAUUAAUUAUUUUCCUUUUACCACUUGCAUCAUCAUCUUGUUUUACAUUAUCUGUACUUUCGUUCCACCAUAAUAAUCUGUCGAACAUUACUAAGUCUUUAAGUCUUUGUCUUUGUAAAUUUCCGAGUCUUUCCAUCCCCUUUUUCGCAUAGCGGCACUGGUAUUUUCAAAAUUUAAUUUUAAUUUUUAAUUUAUUAACUUCGCCAGAUAGUCUUAACAGUUAUUACAAAGUAAUAAUUUAACGAAUUAAGUAAAUAGACUAUAUUGCAGGGUAUUCGCCACAGCGAUUAGCCAAUUACUGCGAACCGAAGAACAAUACGUUAACAUCAAAUAGCAAAAAAAAGUAACAACUAACUUCAUGCAUUUCUACAACUAAGUAUUUAGCUAGCUAUACGGUAACUGAUCAUGAUAUGAUAAUAACAUGCACUAGCUGAAAAGAAAUUGAACAAAUCGAUGUAUGCUAACGACUAUAUAAGCAUAGCACGAGCAGUUGCUAUGUAGCUUCUGUAGCUGUGCUUAAAUUUUCAAUAACCGAGAAAGAUAUUGGAGAUGCUAAACUACGAACAGUUGCACUUCAAGCAUAAAGAUCUAAAUGUUCGCGGAUUUUCAAGAUUAUAAGUAGAUAAAAUAAUAAUUAAGUAAACAUGAUUAGACUGUCCGUACGAAGGUCUGUUGCAUCUAUUAGUGUGUAAGGUGUGUUCCAUAUUCUAGAAGUUCUAAUUUGCCGAAUAUCGUCAGCUAGUAAUUGUCAAUUCUUUAAUUAUAGAUGAUGGAAGCAGUACGACUCAAACACCAGGUAAUGCGUUAAUUCGUGCUGUGAUAGGAGUAGCAACCUAUGCUAUGGUACAAAUUAUUUCAGUAAUAUGUACUAUAAUAUAUCCUAUUCUUACUGCCAACAUGCACCCGUAAAAAUCAGCGAUUUAUAAUUUCUUAAAAACUAUUGUUUUGAAUUUAAGUUGUGACGACAGCAACAGUUAUACCGCCAAUACCAACGACAACACCAACACCCACUGAUAAAGGUAAGGUGUAGAUACAGUGAGUUAGCCGGGUGAUAAUUUCCACGAUCAGAAAGGACCAGUUAAAAUGAACUUACCGCAUGAAGAAACUAAAUUUUCACUUACAUUUUUGUUCUGACAAAAAUAAAUAAAUAACAAAUAAUAGUUCAUAGUUGUCAUGUAAUAUUGUUUCUCUCCAUAGAAACACAAAUUAAAAUGUUCGUUUGUAGGAUUACGAGCCCAGCAAUGGUGUAUUACAGCAAUUUCUCCGAAAAAUCUGAAAAUUUUAAUUAAAGAUUCUGUAACUUUAUAAGCAUAGAGAAAUGUUUUCUUUUGUGAACCAAAAGUGAAUUAUCGAUGAAAGCAGAUCACGGGUAGUUUGGCACGUGCCGUUUUUAUCCAUAUUUCACAAAAAAAUUCGGAAAUAUUUUCACUCUUAGCAAUUUUGCGUUCACUUACGUUGCUUGGAUACUGUUAAUAUUAUCUAAUAAAUUGGGACCUGUAUGCGUCCUAAUGCGAUAUUGCUGCUGCUAUAAUUGGUAUAUUUUGUGACAGAUUCUUCGGAGCAAAAAUGAAAAUUGUUUGCGCUUCGUUGUUUCGAAAACAUAUCCUAUACAUAGUUUUACUUUCUUUUCAUUCCCGUAUUCGCAUAAGACCGUGUUUCUGUUGCUGCUGACCCUUUUUCUCCUUUUACUAAUAGAUGACGACAGCGAUGAUGAUGAUGAUAGUGAUGACAGUGAUGAUGAUAGUGAUAGUGAGAGUGAUGAUGACUAGGACGUUAUCCAUCGACUGGAUAACUGCAAAGAGCCUAUAUAUAAGAAAGUUUUCCUUUUUUUAAUCCUGCAUGUCAUGUCGUUGUAGAUAUAUUUGGUAGCCUUAAAGGCAGACUAUAUUCUCACUGAGUAAUUGUGGAAAACAUACUGCAUACUUUCCUAAUCCUUCAAUCAUUGUUAUCAUUAUGAUUGAAUGUUAUUGGAAAUAAAUAAUAGAGAAUAAGUUAUGUGUGCAUCUCGCAAUUAUAGUUGUCGAAUGAUUGAAUGAAUGUAUACGCUGUCAAUUGUAAGACUUAUUUUCUAUUGAAUUAAUUAAAAAUCCAAUUUUUAUAUCCGAA
Molecule: messenger RNA, 6202 nt
Organism: Paramuricea clavata
Lineage: Eukaryota; Metazoa; Cnidaria; Anthozoa; Malacalcyonacea; Plexauridae
Source: the annotation of a GenBank genome assembly